This is a messenger RNA of Humulus lupulus (European hop), 1544 nucleotides long. Its product is annotated as F-box/kelch-repeat protein At3g06240-like. The record is from RefSeq and is a predicted model, not a curated record. Gene Ontology annotation, molecular function: protein binding. Lineage: Eukaryota; Viridiplantae; Streptophyta; Magnoliopsida; Rosales; Cannabaceae. The transcript has 2 exons. The coding region runs from base 184 to 1383 and encodes 399 amino acids.
AGAGAAAACGCCUCGCGUCGCGAUUUCGCCUUUCAAAACCUUGCUCCUUACUAUCAAACACAAAUUUGUUGCUCUGAAAAAAUAAGCUUCGGAAUGUGGUUAUCGCCAAUGGCUUGGAGGAAUGUUUGAUUAGUUUCUUGAUGUGGGAAAUUGUUGAUUUUGGGGUACAAUUUGGUCAUAGGUAUGACGAGGAGAUGCUGUGAUAUGCCGGAAGCUGUGUUGGAGGAAAUAUUUUCAUGGCUGCCUCCCGAGUCUUUGAUGCGUUUCAAAUGCGUGAGUAAAUCCUGGUAUGCUCUUAUCAAAUUACUUCUGAAAACCCCAGUUUUCGUGAACAAGCACCUUUGCAAUAUCGACAACAAGAUGUUGUCUUCUACUACAGGUUUAGUUUUCUGUUGCCAUCGACCUGGUUACUGCCCGGAUCCCAGAUUGGAAUUUCUGGGUCCGUUUGAAAUGUACUCAUUACUUACUAUAUUCAAUGAUGAUAAUUUGAGUGAUAAUUUAAAUUAUGUCAGUGAGAAUUUUGAUUUGCCAAUUCCUGAGUCUGAAGUGGAUAUGGCUAGUGUGUUGGGGUCUCACUGUAAUGGGAUCAUUUGUCUUACUGAUUAUUAUCAAACGGUAAUGUUAUGCAAUCCUGCAAUCAAGGAAUGCAGGACUCUUCCGAAACCGUGUCUAUCUAAUGAUGGCUUUGUGGUGCUAGGAGCUGGAUUUUGCUAUGAUUCUAGAGCAAAUGAUUAUAAGGUAAUUAAGUUUGGACUUGAUAGGUUUCUUCCUGAUAGGAUAGAGAAUCCAAAACCCAGAGCUGAGAUAUAUAGUAUGGGCACUGAUUCUUGGAGAGAGAUUGGGAUUCAUUUGGAUUUUAAUGGUUUUCCAUUUCGUAAUGAGCAAGUAUUCUGCAAAGGAGUUUUCUAUUGGUCUAUGUGGGCACGUAGGUACUUUAUCAUUUCUUUUGAUGUAUUUGAUGAGGUAUUUCACAGCAUACCGUUACCAGAUAGUCUUCUUGAGAUAAAAGCCGCACCGCUUAAACUAACUGUAUGGAAUGAAUCUGUUGCUUUGUUUUACUAUUCUGGAGAUGGAGGGGCUCCAAUGGAAAUUGAAGUAUGGGUAUUGGAUGACUGCCAUGGAGGUGUUAAGGGCUUUUGUUCUUGGAUAAAGAAACUAAUCAUUGGACUGCUAGUGGACACUGUGACCCCAUGGACAUUCUGGAAGAGUGAUGAACUCCUCUUGGAAGGAACUGAUGGUGGGUUAGUCUCAUACAACCUCAGCAGCCAAAUGCUGAGAAAUCUUACAGUUUCGGAGUUAGGAAGAAUAAGGCGUUGGGAGUUUUCAUAUGUUAAGAGUUUGGUAUCAGUGUACGGUGGAGGAGCAAUCUUGUUGAAUAAUUGAUGUUCGAUCUGGAAUUGUGUAACUAGAAAAAUGUAGUAGUUAUCUAAUACUUUUUAACACUUGUUUAUCUUUACUUGUUGAAAUAUAUUGAAGUAAAUCUAAAAAAAAACUGUUUACUUUUGUAGUAAUUCAGUAUUUGAUAUAGUUGCACUUGCACUAAA